Dicrocoelium dendriticum is the source of this 528-nucleotide messenger RNA. The record is from the annotation of a GenBank genome assembly. NCBI's taxonomy places the organism in Eukaryota, Metazoa, Platyhelminthes, Trematoda, Plagiorchiida, Dicrocoeliidae.
AUGGCCGACAGGGGAUUACAUGCGCUGUGUAAUAUUCGAAGCGAAUAUGACAGAACUGGCUAUUCCGCCGAAUCUCGAGUUCCGGCACGAUACUGUUGCUUUAAACGGUCCAAUUGCAAUCCGCAUUCAGCACCUGGGUCAAUGAAUUUCACCGGUCCCAGACCCCGGCGAGCAAUAGGCUCAAAAUGGGACUGUUCGUUCGGACCCGAAUCACUGCUUUUAUACCGACCGACCAUUUUGGUGUCGCAUCCUUUUAUGGAAUAUUCCUCAAGACUAUCAUCUUCUUCCUUUUUUAUUUGGGAACUAUUCGGUAUCGGGUGCACACAUGUUGGAUGUCGGAGUGGACGCGGAGAGACGGAGUGCGACUGCGCAUUGAAUUCCUCGGGUGUCGCUGUUCCGGCUCCUCCUCCGAACAUUUUCCGUCCCAUACAAGUUGUACUUCAGCUUCAACUGGAAACGCUGUUGACCGAAUCGCAGUACGCCGAUCCAUUUGUUCUUAAAAUGUUAUUUAAAAUAACAGAAAGUUAG